UGGAGCGAUAGGACGACAGGUAUGUUUUCAUGUGAAUAUUCUAGGCCUUCCCUGCAGCGGAUAUGGGUCAAUUCGCCUAGCAAAUUGUGUUAAGAACAUACAUAUUGCGAAAUAGAACACCCGAAAAAUGUUCGGCCGUUCAAGGAGCUGGGUCGGAGGACAGGGGAAGUCCAAAAACAUUCAUUCUUUGGACCAUUUGAAGUACAUGUACCACGUCCUAACAAAGAACACAACAGUGACUGAUCACAACAGAAAUCUGCUGGUGGAAACUAUUCGCUCCAUUACUGAGAUUCUCAUCUGGGGUGAUCAGAAUGACAGCUCUGUCUUUGACUUCUUUUUGGAGAAGAACAUGUUUGCAUUUUUCCUCAACAUACUACGGCAGAAAUCCGGACGGUAUGUGUGUGUCCAGCUUCUGCAAACGCUCAACAUCCUUUUCGAGAACAUCAGUCAUGAGACUUCUCUCUAUUAUUUGCUGUCCAAUAAUCACGUUAAUUCUAUCAUUGUACAUAAAUUUGACUUCUCUGAUGAGGAAAUUAUGGCCUACUAUAUUGAAAUUAUGGCCUACUAUAUCUCCUUUUUGAAAACGUUGUCUCUGAAACUCAACAACCACACAGUGCACUUCUUCUACAACGAGCACACUAAUGAUUUUGCCCUGUACACGGAGGCCAUUAAGUUUUUCAACCACCCAGAAAGCAUGGUCAGGAUCGCGGUCAGGACUAUCACACUCAAUGUGUACAAAGUGGACAACCAGCACAUGCUACACUACAUCCGGGACAAAACAGCCGUGCCGUACUUCUCCAAUUUGGUCUGGUUCAUCGGCAGCCAUGUCAUCGAGCUGGACAAGUGUGUGCAGACUGAUGAAGAACAUAAAAACAGAGGAAAACUCAGCGAUCUGGUAGCUGAGCACCUGGACCAUCUUCACUAUCUGAACGACAUCCUCAUCAUCAACUGUGAGUUUCUCAAUGACGUGCUGACCGACCACCUGCUCAACCGCCUCUUCCUUCCCCUAUACGUGUACUCUCUGGUCAGUCAAGAGCAGGCUGAAGAACGCAAGAUCAACCCUCAGGUGUCUCUCUACCUGCUGUCACAGGUGUUCCUAAUCAUCCACUACCAGCCGCUUGUCCAUUCCCUGGCUGAUGUCAUUCUGAACGGAGACCUGUCAGUGUUCACCCUGCAGACUGAGCAGAGCGCUCACAAAAGUUCAAGCAAUGCCCGUGUUCGUCGCUUCACCAAGCCCACAGAAAGUCUGGAGCGUUCUCUGGAGAUGAGUCGUCACCGUGGGAAGAAGAGGACCCAGAAAAGGCCCAACUACAAGAAUGUGGGCGAGGAAGAGGAGGAAGAGCGGGGAUCAGAGGAAGGGCCAGAAGAAGAGAAGGAAAAGGCUAAAGAAAUUGAGAUGGUGGUGAUGGAAAAAUGUAGGAUCUCUGAAGUGUCCACGUUGACUGAACAGAACAUUACAGACGAGGAGAAGAGCGCGGCACGAUCUGAAGGACAAAAGAGCAGGCCCUUUCUGGACAUGUUGUAUAAUGCACUGGACUGUGACACAGAGGAUUACCAGGCUCUGUUUGUGCUUUGUCUCCUGUAUGCCAUGUCUCACAGUAAAGGUAUAAACCUGGAGCUCUUAGAGAGGAUCCAGCUAUCCAUGCCAAAUCAAGAGAGGAGCUCUUACAGUCAGGUGUUGGUGGAAAGAGUGAUCCGAAUCAUGAGCCAGGCUGCUCAGCCAGAUGGAAAGAUGCGUCUUGCCACCUUGGAGUUAAGCUGUCUGCUUCUGAAACAAUCUGUACUGUCUGGCUCUCAAUGCAUUAUAAAGGACAUUCAUUUGGCCUGUUUGGAGGGUGCCCGAGAAGAGAGUCUUCACCUUCUAAGGCGGUUUUAUAAGGGGGAGGAGAUUUUCCUGGACAUGUUUGAGGAUGAGUACAGGAGCAUGAUGAAUAAGCCGCUAAAUGUGGAGUAUCUUAUGAUGGAUGCAUCCAUUUUACUUCCUCCCACUGGCACCCCCCUUACCGGCAUUGACUUUGUGAAGCGAUUGCCCUGUGGAGAUGUCGAGAGAACACGCAGGGCUAUACGUGUGUUCUUCAUGCUGCGCUCGCUGUCCCUACAGCUGCAGGGAGAACCAGAAACUCAACUACCUCUCACCCGACCAGAGGAUCUCAUCAAGACUGAUGAUGUGCUUGACCUCAAUAACAGUGAUCUUAUUGCUUGCAUGGUGGUGAGUAAAGAUGGUGUUCAAGCUCAGCGCUUCCUGUCUGUGGAUGUGUACCAGAUGAGUCUUGUGGAACCAGAUUCAAAACGUCUUGGCUGGGGGGUUGUCAAGUUUGCUGGCCUUUUACAGGACAUGCAGGUUUCAGGAGUAGAAGACGACAGCAGGGCUCUGAACAUCAUCAUACACAAGCCCACGUCUAACCCUCAUGCCAAGCCUGUGCCCAUCCUGCAGGCUAACUUUAUUUUUGCGGACCAUAUACGCUGCAUCAUCGCCAAACAGCGACUAGCCAAGGGCCGCAUCCAGGCCAGACGCAUGAAAAUGCAGCGGAUAGCAGCUCUAUUGGACCUUCCUGUUCAGCCUUCCACAGAGGUGCUGGGCUUCAGCCAACCAUCUGUUGCUGCGUCUCUGCCAUUUCGCUUCUAUGACCAGUCCAGACGCGGCCCAGCCUUCGCCUCUGUAGAUAAAGUUCCAGGUUUUGCAGUUGCUCACGUUGCCCAGCACAACCCCACAUCAGCCGCCUCCACCUCACCCACCUCUUGUGGCCCCACCGGCCCCUCUGACUCUGUCACAACCAGCAGCUCAUCCGCAUACACCGUCACACAGAGUCAAACAGGACUCACCCUGGCGCCUAGCCUCACCCCUGCACCGCAACCCACCAUCUCCCUACUGUCUGACAAUGAUGCUGAAACACUGAGCGUGGACUCCCUGACCCUGUUGCCCCCCGCUGACCCGCCUCGCCUGCGCUCCUUUAGCACCCAGUCCUCCGUCCAGGAUGACGCCUCUGCAGACGGAGAAGAGACGGCGGUUGCUGGCCGAAAGGAAGACGACGACACGGGAGCAACGGACUCACAGUCUCAAGACGACAGGAAGGAUAUUCCGAUCAUUCCAGAGGAAGAUGAGCCAUCUCCUGAGUCUAGGCCAUUACUUAGUGUGGAAACUGAGGAUUUGACACAGAUUCAGAGGGAGGAACCUGUGACUCAGCCCGAGACAGACUCUAUAGGCGUCACGGCCGACCAAGAGGACAACCCAGACCUGGAGGAGGAGACGGCGAUAGACUGAAAUGUCUAGUGCUACUAAAAUUAAAAACUUAAAUGUACUGAAAAAAUUAGGACCAGGUUACAAAAGCAAGAAACGCAUGUUAAUGUUGAUUACUCAAUGUGAGCAUGACCGAUUCUGGUUUUGCACAAGCUAGUUAAGCUAGUUUGCACAUACUUUCAGCUUUGGUGAUUCAGGCCCUCAAUUGUAUCUUUGUGUAUUUGCCGACUGUGUCAAUACAGCGGUUACCAGUACUUCUCCUUACAUCAAGACCAUGAUGCAUUUCAGAGGAAAAUGGCACUCUUAGAACAAUGACAUUAUUGUGUCACGAGUGCUGCUUAAAGCACAGUCUUUUUUCUGUCGUGCGUUAUUCUUUCUGCUCUGGUGCUGAGGUGAUCCAGCUGUUUCUCUGCAUGUGUGACUGUUUUGUGAUUGUGUGCAAAUGUUAGAGUGUGUGCGUGAAUGGUUUUAUGAUACUGAGCAGAUGGAGAGGAGAGGGCAUGUUUGUAUAAAUCUGUAGUGGGUUAGUGGGGAAAGCCCGCUUGAUUUUAUCAGUCUUAACACUGAGGAAUGUACAAAGACUUCUGGGUCUAUCCAGCGGUGCUCUUUUCUGAAGGUAUAUUUAGUUUUGGCUGAACAUUCAUUUUCACUUCAGCGUUUUGAAAAAUGCCCUUUUGUGUCAUUCUUUGGAGAUUGUAAGGAACAGAUAUGAGCUUAAAGUAACCCGUUUUAAUUCAUCACUUCAUUUAAGAUCAUUCAACUCAUGAACUCUUGCUCCCAUCAAGCCUUUUUGUAUAAAAAGCACUGACUCACUUAUAUCAGUCACGUUUUUUCAUCAGGUGAACAAACCUGAUGUCAUCGAGUUUCAUUCCUAAGCGUUUAUGUCACUGCCGUACCUGCACGCAUUCGUUUUCUUUCUGGAACAUUUUGAAAUCUGCCGACACACAGGAUGAAUAUACCUGUUUUCAUUCACGUAGUUACUGCUUUAAGUACCACUAAAGUGGUCUCUUUGCUUUUUAAAGCUGAGGCAACUUACCCAUAUUUUUAGGUGUGUUUUAACAUUCUUUAACACUUAAUAUUCCAGAGGUCAAGAGCUUGUGCUGGACACACGUAAUCAAAGCUGGGUGUGAUGUAUUUGUGGUUUCGUUUUACUUUGGUGUGCAAUAACAGUUAUUCAAGACUCAUUUAUUUCACUUACAGAUUCAAGUAGUUGGACUACCGUCACUAAUGGACUGAAAUGGAAAAUUAAUUUUCGGUUUAUAGACUGUAGCACAUAGAAGGGAUCCACACACUCUUGCGGUGUGGCACAGAUGCAAAUAUGUGGUAACCGUGACCCGGCGCUUUUCUUUCCAAAGAAAAGCACUCCGCUUUAAGCUUUAUCGGCGGAGUUCGUAAAAUAUUACCUUUAAAGCAAUAUGAUUAAUUCUGCAUAUAUUCGUAUUUUGAGGUUAAAUUCAUUGUCCGGGGGGGGGGUUUACUUCAUAGUUUGUACACAGUGUAAAGAUUUGUUUUGAACUAAUGUUAUAAAUAAUUUACCUACUGGAGCUAUAAAAG
Messenger RNA from Sinocyclocheilus anshuiensis, 4792 nucleotides. Its product is annotated as protein CLEC16A-like. The coding region runs from base 128 to 3262 and encodes 1044 amino acids. Gene Ontology annotation, biological process: vacuolar transport; regulation of autophagosome maturation; endosomal transport. Lineage: Eukaryota; Metazoa; Chordata; Actinopteri; Cypriniformes; Cyprinidae. The transcript is spliced from 24 exons. Gene Ontology annotation, cellular component: late endosome; Golgi apparatus. The record is from RefSeq and is a predicted model, not a curated record.